CCAGAUGAACCACCCUUAAUCCCCCACCUCUACCUCCCCUUCCUGGGCCACGUCAUCGGCAUGUUCUGGCACGGAGCCUCCUACUUUGCACGCGUCAACGCUGCAACUCAGUACCCGAUCUACACUCUGCUCACGCUGACUGGCCGGACCAUCGUAGUGACUGAUCCCGCCCUGGCAGGCACGAUACAGAAAGCCAGCAAGAAUACCAGUUUCUACGGCAUGAUCCUGGAAGUCACGAAGCGGCUGGUCGAUCUAGAUGAACCGACGAUGGAAAUCAUUCGGUGGAACAUCAACGGGGAGCAUGGGCCCCACGAAGGACUGAUGCACGAGGCGGGGAGCAUGGUGGCUGGGGAACUGAGUCCAGGGCCGAGCCUGAACGAGAUGAGUACGGCGCAGCUGCAGCAGUUUGCGACGCUACUGGAUGUGUUUGUGUCGAGCCCGGCGGGCGUAGAGAUCUCCCUCAUGGAGUUCGUGAAGCGGAUCUUUACUGUUGCGAAUGCGUUCGCCAUCUACGGGCCGCAGAAUCCCUUCGCCUUGACGCCGUCCUUGGUGCACGACUUCUGGACGUGGGAAAGCGGAAUGACUGCUGUAAUGGCAAAUAUAUUCCCUUCUCUCACGGCGCGGAAACCUUACCUCGCACGCGAAGCCAUCAACGCCGCGCUUCAAGACUUCGUAGCCAAGGAACACUACCGCGCCGCUUCAGCAAUGAUUCAGAAGCGCGUUCAGAUCAAUCUCAAGCAUGGACUCUCACAUAAAAUGGCUGGCCACGCCGAACUCAUCCUGCUCUUUGGUAUCGUAGGCAACGCAGUCCCAACGACAUUCUGGGUACUGGCCAACAUAUUCUCUCGGCCGGAGCUCCUGGCCAGGAUCCGGGAAGAGACUAGCAAAGCAGUAAUUUGCCCGCGUAGCAAUCCAGGUAGCCCAAGGGAGAAAGUUAUCAGCGUAGCGCAGUUGAAGGCGACAUGUCCUUUGUUAGUUUCCACCUACCGCGAGACGAUCCGCUCAGUGGCCAAUCUAUCUUCUGUGCGUCUUGUGGUACACACACACACCGUGUCAGCGCCGGGACACCGUCCAUAUCUCUUGCGUAAAGGGGCCAUGGUGCAGAUUGCCUCUGGCGUCAUUCAUGCGCUGAGAGCAGUUUGGGGCCCUGAUGCUGGCGAAUUCAACCCCUCACGCUUCAUGUCGGCUACUACCUCUACCGAGCAGUUCUCAUCCGCAGCAUACCGGGGCUUCGGCGGCGGCAGUAUAAUUUGUCCUGGUCGACACUUUGCACAAAACGAGAUCCUUGGGUUUGUGGCCCUCUGCGUGCACACAUUGGAAGUUGUG
Paraphaeosphaeria sporulosa is the source of this 1326-nucleotide messenger RNA. RefSeq names its product cytochrome P450. The annotation marks the transcript as partial. Lineage: Eukaryota; Fungi; Ascomycota; Dothideomycetes; Pleosporales; Didymosphaeriaceae. Gene Ontology annotation, molecular function: monooxygenase activity; oxidoreductase activity, acting on paired donors, with incorporation or reduction of molecular oxygen; heme binding. The record is from RefSeq and is a predicted model, not a curated record. The transcript is spliced from 2 exons.